CCAUUGGUAAAAUGGCGUCUUGUUCAUUAGUUCUAGAUGGUAGAGAAAUUAAACCAGGAAGCGAGGGAAUAGAGGAACAAGAAGAAGAAGUAGAAGAGGAAGAACAAUCAAGAGAAGUUCAAGAUAAUGCCGAGACUGUUUUAUCUGGAAAGAGUGAAGAGAGGUUAAAAAGAUUCAGGGAACUACAUUUAAGAAGAAAUGAAGCAAAGAAAUUGAAUCGUAAAGAAGUUGUUGAGGAAGACAGACGAAACAAGUUACCAGCCAACUUUGAAAUACGUCGCCGUAAAGCAGAAUGGGAGGAACAGGAAGAGGAAUUUAAGAAAAAAGCUGAAGAAGCUGGUGAAGACUACAAACAACUCAAGUUACUCGACGCCAGUGCUGAUGAACUGGACCGACUCCAACGAAAGCGUAAGAAGAAGAACCCUGACCCUGGCUUCUCUGAUUACAAAGACGCUCAAUACAGACAGUACGAGAGGCUCAUCAAACAGGUUAAUCCUGAUCUUGAAUCGUACGAAAAGAAGAAACUAGAACUUGAGUCACGCAGGCCUUGGUACCUAAUAGCGUAGGAGUUUGAUGUGAGGCCUCUGGCCCAUUGUAUCCAGUGACCCUCCUGUCCAUAAGGCAAACUGUACUAUCACCUAAUCCCAGGGAUAAGUAAUUAGGAGACAGGGGAUGGACUGAUAGACUUGUCACACCGCAUGGAAAUGCAUAAAGGACAUCCUAUGAAGCAAAAUAAAAAUAUGUUACAUGAUUUUAGGGUUACCCACAAAGCCUGCUGACAAGCAGGCUUUGACAACUCACAGGCUAUAAGACAACUCGCUCUUAAUCAAAAGCUCCAACAAGUGAUCUGUGAAGCAUCUUAUGAAGACAUUCCUAUUGCCUGGAUAUUCCUUCGUAGUUUAUUCUAUCGUAGUAAAAGAUGUGUCAUUGCUAAAGAUGAGCUUGAAGAAAUGGCACAGGAAUGUGGUAUGGAUAAAAGCUCAUUUCUAGGAUUUUGCAAGUUUUAUACAUCUUUGGGAGCAUUUUUGAUCUGAGCCUGGUUGAUGAGAACUGCCGAGCUGUUGCUGUUAAGCCAAUGGCCUUCCUGUGGUUACUUGAUCUCCUUUUGUAUCCAAGUGAAGAGUUACGUAAAAAGUAUCCCAUGAUAUUGUAUGGAAUCUAUCCAGAAGAAGCUUGCAAGGAAGUUUUUAAAGUAGAUUGCUUAACAUUAUUUAUGGAAGCACUCAUGCCCUGUCUUUGGCAACUAAAGUUGCACCUCAUCUUAUUGAAGCACCAGCAGACAUUCCAUUCAAUCGUAACAUGAUGCAUUACUUUAUCUCGUUGAGUCGUACUGGCCAGUUUAAUGAUGCUCUUCAUCCUCAUUCAAUACACAUUAUCACAAGCAUUAACACACCGCAUGUCUUUAGACAAGUAACAGUAACCAAGCAUCUUUUAGAAUUGCUGAAAGCUCCUAAGCUCAUCCCAUGCAAGUAUUUCAAUCGAACCAUCAUCAAAGAUACAUCUACUGGGACAACAAUCACCAUUGUGUCUCACAGCCCAGCUACCAGAUUGGAUUUGGACAAGCCCAACAGUGAAGUGUGUGGGUGUAUUGUUUGUGCGUAUAAUAAAAUUGCUGAUACAUGCAAUGUUACUGUCAAAUACAAGUUUGUCAAAUUGUGUGCUGAUGAAAAAAUCUCAGAUGUUCAAUCUAUUCCGUCUUCCUCAUAUCGUAUUUUACCAGAUAAUGAGCUUUGUGCUAUAAGCAAAAAGCCUGAAAAAGAUGAUAGUGACCUACUGCAGGCAUGGAAUAAAGCCACUGAUUGAGAAUGAAAUAAAAGAUAUUUCUAAACCAACUGGAGAUAUAAAAGCAACUGAGCUGGCAGAUAUAGCAGACAGGAUUGCCUCUGUUGUACAAGAAUAUGAUAUGGAUGUUUGUGAAGUUGCUAAAACACUUCUUGGUGAGGAAAACAAGGAAAAGUUUCAAGGGCUAGAAAAUGACAAGCGUGUAAAUGGCCUAAUCCUCUUAUGGUAUGAGAACCAGUUGAGUGCAAAAAGAGGCCAAGAACCAAGACGUGAAUUUGCCAAAAAGUUAUCUGAGCUAGGAGCAAAUCUUAUUGCUAAGCUGAGCAUUGAUAAGCAAGCAGAGUUUGAAAAAAUAGUAAAAAGCAAGUUUGAGAAUAUGGCACAAGAAUUGGAUGCCUACUAUUAUCACUAGUUCAUUGCUGGCAAUCACAUACUGAGUGAUCGUACAUGAUAGAAAGAUUAAAUUUAUAGUAUUAUUUUAUUACAUUAAUAGCUAGACUUUUAUACAUUUUAUAUUUUAUUUACCUCAUACCACUUUUGCUCAUAAAUACAUGUAUUAGACAUUUCAUUAGACAGUUCUUAAUAAAAUAUUUUUCUUCUAAAAUGUAAAAUAUGCACAGCAA
Molecule: messenger RNA, 2405 nt
Organism: Amphimedon queenslandica
Lineage: Eukaryota; Metazoa; Porifera; Demospongiae; Haplosclerida; Niphatidae
Product: pre-mRNA-splicing factor SYF2-like
Exons: 7
Coding region: 12-566 (184 amino acids)
Cellular component (GO): catalytic step 2 spliceosome; Prp19 complex; post-mRNA release spliceosomal complex
Source: RefSeq, a predicted model, not a curated record